This is a messenger RNA of Rasamsonia emersonii CBS 393.64, 2166 nucleotides long. Its product is annotated as Threonine--tRNA ligase. The coding region runs from base 1 to 2166 and encodes 721 amino acids. Gene Ontology annotation, cellular component: cytoplasm. Gene Ontology annotation, molecular function: ATP binding; threonine-tRNA ligase activity. The transcript has 5 exons. NCBI's taxonomy places the organism in Eukaryota, Fungi, Ascomycota, Eurotiomycetes, Eurotiales, Trichocomaceae. The record is from RefSeq and is a predicted model, not a curated record. Gene Ontology annotation, biological process: threonyl-tRNA aminoacylation.
AUGGCUUUACACGGAACCGAGGAUCUCCCUACGAGAUCGCUUGGGGAGGCUCAAGCUGUUGCUGCUGCAGAGUCCGCACAAGGUGCGCCGACGACGGAGAGCGAGAAGCCCAAAAAGCAAACGGGCGAUUCGCUGCCGGAUUUCAUCAUUGAGCGAAACAGGCUCUUCGAAGAGCUAUGGCAGGAACAUCUCAAGGAGCUCAAGGAAAAGCCUCGUUUUGACAUCAACGUGACGAUCGAUAUCGGCGACGGGAACCCAUCCACAAUUAUCGCCAAAGCUUGGGAAACCACCCCUGCCUCUUUACUCAAGGAUGUUCCGAAAGAGGUCAGCGCUAAUGUUGUCAUUGCCAAGAUAGAUGAAAAGGAGCUGUGGGAUUUGAACCGGCCUCUGGAGAGGGAUUGCAAGGUUACCUUCCUUCCUUUCGACUCUCCGGAGGGCAGGGAAGUGUUCUGGCAUUCAAGUGCUCAUUGUCUGGGAGAAGCUUGCGAGCUUGAAUAUGGGUGCCUCUUGUCACAUGGUCCGCCCACCGCGCAAGGCUUCUUCUAUGACAUGGCGAUUCCAGGAGGCCGCGUUGUCAAGGAAAGCGAUUGGCCGUCUUUGGAUAAGAAAGCAGCUCAGAUCUUCAAGGAAAGACAAAACUUUGAUAGGUUGGAAGUGACCAAGGAGAACCUCAAGAAAAUGUUUGGGUACAGUAAAUAUAAGCUCCACUACAUUGAUCACCUCGUGGAGGGGGAGAAGAGCACGGUUUACCGUUGCGGCACCCUGAACUCCUCGGCAUAUUUCCUCGGUGACCAGAACAAUGACUCUCUGCAACGAAUCAGAGGCGUUGCGUUCCCUGACAAGAAGCAGAUGCAAGAGCACUUGAAGUUCCUUGAAGAAGCAGAGAAAAGAAACCACUUGAGGAUUGGAAAGGAGCAGGAACUGUUCUUCUUUGACGAAGUGUCGCCUGGGUCUCCUUUCCUUCUCCCUAACGGCACUAAGAUUUUCAACGCUCUGCAGAAGCUUUUGCGUUCUGAGUAUCGGAAGCGCGGAUAUCAAGAGGUGCAGACGCCCAAUAUGUACGACGUGAGCAUCUGGAAGACUUCAGGUCACUGGGCUCACUACAAGGAUGACAUGUUCAAAUUGGACGUUGAAAAAAGAGAAUGGGCACUCAAGCCGAUGAACUGCCCUGGUCACUUUAUACUAUUUUCCCACCGUGAAAGAAGUUACAGGGAAUUGCCUCUGAGAAUUGCCGACUUUGGAGUCCUGCACCGGAAUGAAGCCUCCGGCGCUCUAAGCGGAUUGACUCGUGUCCGAAAAUUCCAGCAAGAUGAUACUCACAUUUUCUGCACGCCUGAACAGAUUUCGUCCGAAAUCGAGGGUCUUUUCGACUUCUUGAAGUCCAUUUACGGGCUGUUUGGUUUCACCUUCAAGCUGAAGCUGUCUACUCGUCCCGAAAAGUACUUGGGUGACUUGGAGACGUGGAACUAUGCUGAGGAACAGCUGAAGCUGGCAUUGACCAAGUUCAAAGGCAAUGAUUGGACAAUCAAUGAAGGUGAUGGUGCUUUCUAUGGCCCAAAGAUUGACAUCACGAUUGCCGAUGCCCUGAAGCGAGAGUUUCAAUGUGCGACUAUCCAACUUGACUACCAGGCGCCGCUGAAUUUCAAACUCGAGUACAUGACCAAUGAGAAAGUUCAGGCCGAUCAAGAAGACUCUAAAGCCCAAAGCGGAGGCAAGGCUGGUGAACCAGGUCCUGGCCGUGCACGCCCGGUUGUUAUCCACCGCGCCAUUAUCGGCAGCUUUGAGCGAUUCCUGGGUAUUCUGACUGAGCAUUUCGGUGGCAAGUGGCCUUUCUGGAUCAGCCCACGGCAGAUUCUGAUUGUGCCUGUUAUGCCCGCGGUCAACGACUAUGUCCUGGAGCUGCAGCAGAUUCUGCGUGGGGACAAGCUGAAUGUUGACGUCGACAUCAGCGGCAACACUUUACAGAAGAAGAUCCGCACCGGUCAGCUGGCACAGUACAACUUCAUUUUUGUUGUGGGUGCUCAAGAAAAGGAGAGCCGAUCGGUCAAUGUUCGCAAUCGCGAUGACCCAUCCACCCAUGCCAAGGGCGUUAUGAUUCCUCUGGAUGAGGUGCGCGUUAAGCUGAGGGCACUUAGGAAGGAGCGCAGACUUGUCAACGCCCUGUAG